AUGACUAUCGAAGAACAGACAAUCCAUCAUGAUAAAAUUGAAAUGAAUUAAUUUUUGGAACAAUCAUGAGUGGACGAGUUGGCGAUCUCAGUAAAGAGCAGGAAGAUUGUUUGAAAAAGUUUAAAGAAAGAGUACAGGAUGUUUUAAAACCACCACAUGAUGAUCAUUAUCUUUUAAGAUGGUUAAGAGCAAGAAAUUUCGAUUUGAAAAAAUCAGAGACCAUGUUGAGAAAUCAUGUUGCUUGGAGGGCUCAAGAAAAUGUAGAAAACAUUCAAGACUGGGAAUGUCCAGAGGUGAUCCAGAAGUACUUUACUGGGGGUCUGUUUGGAAAGGAUGUGGAUGGAUGUCCAGUCUGGAUUGACCCAUUUGGACAGAUAGAUUUAAAAGGAAUGUUAAAGUCAGCCAAAAAAGCUGACAUUAUCAGGGCCAAAGUUCAGCUCCUUGAAAAGCUUCACAACAAGACAUUUCCAGAAUUCAGUGCAGAGAGAGGGAAGAGAAUAGAUUCUCUAGUUAUCCUAUAUGACCUUGCCAAGCUUGGAAUGAAACAUCUGUACAAACCAGGUGUCGAUGCAUAUUGUGAAAUGUUAACAAUGUUUGAAGAUCAUUACCCUGAAACUUUGAAAUAUGCCAUAGUCAUAAAUGCCCCAAGAUUUUUUCCUAUAGCCUACAAUAUUGUGAAACCAUUUCUAUCCGAGGCAACGGCUAAGAAGACAAUUAUCUUAGGAACUAAUUAUCGUGACACUUUAUAUCGGUACAUCUCUCCAGAAGAGUUACCAGUUUGUUAUGGAGGUAAACACACAGAUCCAGAUGGGGACCCUACAUGUAAAUCACAGAUUGGACAAGGAGGUGAUGUACCAAAGUCGUACCAGAGGCAGCAGAUGCUUUCAGCAGAGAUAGAUAAUGCAGUGUGUGUGACUGUGGGACGAGGCUCCUCCUUCCAAGUGGAAUGUGAAGUUCCUGUCAAAAACAGUGCAAUAAGAUGGCAGUUUUCUACCCAAGGAUUUGACAUAGGAUUUGGGGUUUACCGGCGUACAAAGGAGGAGAGACAGAAAGCUACUGACAUGGAGGAGGUCCUCCCCAGUAAACGAGUGAACUCUCACCUGGUGCCAGAGGACGGAAGUGUUACCUGUACCGAUGUAGGAAUGUAUAUUCUUCGAUUUGAUAAUACCUUUAGCUGGACCAGGAGUAAGAGAAUUCAAUACCUUGUAGAGAUUCUAGAGCCAGACACUGAGGACUUCACCAAUCCCAACGCCUCUAAGGCCAGCUUCAAAGUCAAACAUUAAUGUUAGCCGGUGUUAGAAUUUUCCUAUGAAAAAAUGUUGUUAUAUGCUAAUACAUUAGGUUAUGAGUGGUAUGAAAACAGCAGAGUAGUUAUUAGAUUAUAUAGAUAUGUUUAAGUUUAUAUAUUUUAUCUUGGUUCAUCUUCUUCAGCAGAAAAAGUCAUAAAAUGGUGCCAAAGAUCAAUAUCUAAUUAUUUAAAAUAUGUUUGAUGUUUUUAAUUUAUUGGAAAUUGAUGAUACAUGCCAUAUAAAUUAUGAAAGGUUUAUCUUAACUCUUUAAGGUUUAAUUUUUAACCCCUGCUCUAAAUUUCAUUUUUAUUGAAUUCCAACAUUGAUUCGAAGAUGUAAAGAUAUAUGUUUUUUCUUAAAAAUGCUUUGAUAGUCCCAUUUAUUAAUUCAGAGAUUAGUUUCUUUAUUUUCAAUCACAGUCAGUUGACGAAUGGUUGUAACAUGAUCCUCUGCCUUCCGUUUGUGAAUUAUUUAAGAAUUCCUAGUUUAUCAUACCAAUACUUUGAUAUUUGAUAUCAUUAGCUCUUCUACGACAAUGUCUUAAAAUCAUCAAACUUUGUGUCAUUUUGGAGUUGUAGAGUAUGAUUACCAAAAGUGACUAACUUUUAGAAUCUAAUUAAUAAUCUCAUGGCUAUAUCUAAAAAUUUAAGAUAAAUAUGUGGCUUUGAAUUUUCACACUUUGUCAGAUUCAUCUUGGGUUCUCAGAGUGUUUUAACUAAAAUGUAAGUCAUGAUGACCUACUUUUUGAAUUUCAAGGUUUAUAUAAAUAUACAGGGUACUUAGAGGCCUCAAAUAGAAGUGAUAUUUGUUGUAAAAUUUAUCUGAAGAGCUAUUCAAGGCUUUUGGGCCUUUUGUUUUUAGUUGUUAUAUUCCAUAAAAGUGAAGUCUCUAAAAAUUAAAAAACAGAAAAUGAUAAACAAAAACGAAGUAUUGGUUAGAUAGGCUAAAAAUUUGAUAAGUUAUAAUUAUCAGAAGGAAUUGGGUUUAAAUCAAUCGUUCCUCUGAUGAUUUUGCUGUCAAUGGUCCCAUUUGUAAAAUAAAUAUAAGAUACAAAGUGGUUAAAGAUUUUCAUAUGGUUUUUCAAAAAAUUGGUUAGGUCUUUCAUCUGUCCUUGCUUAAAUUCAGCUAUUAUAAAGAAGUAGAAGAAUAUUUUAUAAUAAAAUUUAUACAAUUUUUUUUUUAUUAAUUUGUUAAGUAUCAGUAUUUUUAAUUGAAUUCAAAUUAAGGAAUAGGAACAUAGGUAUUUGAAGUAAACUGAGUAGAAAGGUAUUGAAAUUUCAAAUUUGGAAAUAUCUUUUCAUAGUUCACAUUUAAUAUUGUUAAUAUUGAAAGUCUUUAACCUGCUACAUACUAUCAGGAAAAGAUAUUCAUUUUGAUUAAUUCAUAUAGAAUAUGAUAUGUACAUGUAUUUGUAAUAUUUUUUAUGAUUAUAUUUACCUCUAUUGUUGUUGUUUUUUAAUUAAUAGUUUAUUGUUCUGUUGUAUAUUUU
Molecule: messenger RNA, 2778 nt
Organism: Saccostrea cuccullata (small rock oyster)
Lineage: Eukaryota; Metazoa; Mollusca; Bivalvia; Ostreida; Ostreidae
Product: SEC14-like protein 2
Exons: 12
Coding region: 66-1283 (405 amino acids)
Cellular component (GO): cytoplasm
Source: RefSeq, a predicted model, not a curated record